GAGGAGUCCUCCCUUGCCAUGGGGCUGGAGGCCCAGAGGCUGCCAGUGGCUGAGGAGGCCCCAGUGACAGUGGCCCUGAGAGUCCGCCCACUGCUGCCCAAGGAGUUGCUGCAUGGGCAUCAGAGCUGCCUGCAGGUGGAGCCAGGACAUGGCCGCGUCACCCUGGGCCGCGACCGCCACUUUGGCUUUCAUGUGGUGUUCGCCGAGGACACCGGACAGGAGGCUGUGUACCAGGCUUGCGUGCAGCCCCUCCUUGAGGCCUUCUUUGAGGGCUUCAAUGCCACAGUCUUUGCCUAUGGCCAGACGGGCUCCGGGAAGACAUACACCAUGGGGGAAGCCAGUGUGGCCUCCCUCCACGAGGAUGAGCAGGGCAUCAUUCCAAGGGCCAUGGCCGAGGCCUUUAAGCUUAUUGAUGAGAACGACCUGCUGGACUGUCUGGUGCAUGUGUCCUACCUGGAAGUGUACAAGGAGGAGUUCCGAGACCUGCUCGAAGUGGGCACUGCCAGCCGUGACAUCCAGCUUCGGGAAGAUGAGCGUGGGAAUGUUGUGCUGUGCGGGGUGAAGGAAGUGGACGUGGAGGGCCUGGACGAGGUGCUGAGCCUCCUGGAGAUGGGCAACGCGGCGCGGCACACGGGGGCCACGCACCUCAAUCGCCUGUCCAGCCGCUCACACACGGUCUUCACUGUGACCCUGGAGCAGCGGGGGCGCGCCCCCAGCCGCUUGCCCCGGCCGGCCGCGGGCCAGCUGCUGGUCUCCAAGUUCCACUUUGUGGACCUGGCGGGCUCAGAGAGGGUGCUCAAGACAGGCAGCACCGGCGAGCGGCUCAAGGAGAGCAUCCAGAUCAACAGCAGCCUCCUGGCACUGGGCAACGUCAUCAGCGCCCUGGGGGACCCCCAGCGGCGAGGCAGCCACAUCCCCUACCGCGACUCCAAGAUCACCCGGAUCCUCAAGGACUCGCUGGGCGGAAACGCCAAGACGGUGAUGAUCGCCUGCGUCAGCCCCUCGGCCUCCGACUUCGACGAAAGCGCCUCGGCCGACGAGCAGGCCGCGCAGGGGCCCGGCGGGCGAAAGGAAGAUGAGGGGGCACAGCUGCUGACACUGCAGAGCCAGGUGGCGCGGCUGGAGGAGGAGAACCGAGACUUUCUGGCUGCGCUGGAGGACGCCAUGGAGCAGUACAAAUUGCAGAGCGACCGUCUGCGUGAGCAGCAGGAGGAGAUGGUGGAGCUGCGGCUGCGACUGGAGCUGGUGCGGCCUGGCUGGGGGACCCUGGAGCUCCUGCAGGGCCUGCCUCCUGGGUCCUUUGUGCCUCGGCCUCAUACAGCCCCCCUGGGAGGUGCUCAUGCCCAUGUGCUGGGCAUGGUGCCCCCUGCCUGCCUUCCUAGAGAUGAAGGUGGCCCUGAGCAGCAGGGAGAGAUGACGAGUGGCAGGGAGGCCAGAGCUGAGGUGGACAGGCUGGGAAGCGGCUCUUCAGCUGCCUCAGAAGAGGAAGAGGAGGAGGAGCCACCCCGGCAGACCUUGCACCUGCGCAGAAAUGGGAUUAGCAACUGGAGCCGGAAGGCGGGGGCCCGCCCAGGGAGUUCUCCAGACAGGAAAGGCCCAGAGCUUUGUCUUGAAGAGCUUGAUGCAGCCAUUCCAGGUCCCAAAGGGGUUGGCGGGAACAAAGCCCAGGUUCAGACCCAUCGGGCCUCCACUUCCACGGCCUCUGAGUGGCGGCUGGCCCAGGCCCAGCAGAAGAUCCGGGAGCUGGCCAUCAACAUCCGCAUGAAGGAGGAGCUCAUUGGCGAGCUGGUCCGCACAGGGAAGGCGGCGCAGGCCCUGAACCGCCAGCACAGCCAGCGCAUCCGGGAGCUGGAGCAGGAGGCGGAGCGGGUGCGGGCAGAGCUGAGCGAAGGCCAGAGGCAGCUGCGGGAGCUGGAGGGCAGGGAGCCCCAGGACGCUGGCGAGCGGUCUCGGCUGCAGGAGUUCCGCAAAAGGGUCGCCGCGGCCCAGAGCCAGGUGCAGGUGCUGAGGGAGAAGAAGCAGGCAACGGAGCGACUGGUGUCACUGUCGGCCCAGAGUGAGAAGCGGCUGCAGGAGCUUGAGAGGAAUGUGCAGCUCAUGCGGCAGCAGCAGGGGCAGCUGCAGAGGCGGCUUCGUGAGGAGACAGAGCAGAAGCGGCGCCUGGAGGCAGAGAUGAACAAGCGGCAGCACCGCGUCAAGGAGCUGGAGCUGAAGCAUGAACAGCAGCAGAAGAUCCUGAAGAUCAAGACAGAAGAGAUCGCGGCGUUCCAGAGGAAGAGGCGUAGUGGCAGCAAUGGCUCUGUCAUCAGCCUGGAGCAGCAGCAGAAGAUCGAGGAGCAGAAGAAGUGGCUGGACCAGGAGAUGGAGAAGGUACUGCAGCAGCGGCGGGCACUGGAGGAACUUGGGGAGGAACUCCGCAAGCGGGAGGCCAUCCUGGCCAAGAAGGAGGCCCUGAUGCAGGAGAAGACCGGGCUGGAGAGCAAGCGCCUGCAGUCCAGCCAGGCCCUCAACGAGGAUAUCGUGCGCGUUUCCAGCCGGCUGGAGCACCUGGAGAAGGAGCUCUCUGAGAAGAGCGGGCAGCUGCGGCAGGGGAGCGCCCAGAAUCAGCAGCAGAUCCGUGGGGAGAUCGACAGCCUGCGCCAGGAGAAGGACUCGCUGCUCAAGCAGCGCCUGGAGAUCGAUAGCAAGCUGAGGCAGGGCAGCCUGCUGUUGCCUGAGGAGGAGCGGACACUGUUCCAGUUGGAUGAGGCCAUCGAGGCUCUGGACGCCGCCAUCGAGUACAAGAAUGAGGCCAUCACAUGCCGCCAGCGGGUGCUUCGGGCCUCAGCCUCGUUGUUGUCCCAGUGUGAGAUGAACCUCAUGGCCAAGCUCAGCUACCUCUCAUCCUCAGAGACCAGAGCCCUACUCUGCAAGUAUUUUGACAAGGUGGUGACACUCCGAGAGGAGCAGCACCAGCAGCAGAUCGCCUUCUCGGAGCUGGAGAUGCAAUUGGAGGAGCAGCAGAGGCUGGUGUACUGGCUGGAGGUGGCCCUGGAGCGGCAGCGCCUGGAGAUGGACCGCCAGCUGACCCUGCAGCAGAAGGAGCACGAGCAGAACAUCCAGCUGCUCCUCCAGCAGAGUCGAGACCACCUCGGGGAAGGGUUGGCAGACAGCAAGAGGCAGUACGAGUCCCGGAUUCAGGCUCUGGAGAAGGAACUGGGCCGCCACAUGUGGAUCAACCAGGAACUGAGGCAGAAGCUCGGCAGCAUGAAUGUUGCAGGCCAGGGCAGGGGUGGGGAGAAGAGGAGCCUCUGCUUGGAGAGCAGACAAGCCCCUGGCAAUGAAGAGGAGCCCCACCCGGCACCUGAGCUUCUCCGGCUGUCCCCCCUCACUGAUGGGGCCCCCCGUGCCCGAGAGGAGAUGCGGGAUUUGGUCCAUGUGCCAUUGCCCUUGACCUGGAAACGCUCAGGCCUGUGUGGCGAGGAGCAGGGUUCCCCGGAGGAACUGAGGCAGCGGGAAGCAGUUGAGCCCCUUGUGGGGCGGAUGCUGCCUGCAGGUGAGAUGGGACUGCCCUGGAACUUUGGGCCUUUGCCCAAGCCCCGGCGGGAACUACGGAGAGCCAGUCCUGGGAUGAUUGAUGUCCGGAAGAACCCCCUGUAGCCCCUGGGGCAGACCCUGCCUUGGAGGGAGAUUCCCAUCCUGCUGAAAGGUGCUGAUGCCUGUUCUGCUUCUGUGAAGAACAGUCCUUACCUCAACACCCUAAACCCAAACUCUCAGCUUUACACGAAUUGGAGUCGACAAAUUUGGGUCACAGCCCAAAAGAGCUGGACUCUCAGUUUUAAAAAUAAUAUGCGACCGUU
Messenger RNA from Carlito syrichta (Philippine tarsier), 3839 nucleotides. It is a transcript of the gene KIF7, whose product is annotated as kinesin family member 7. The transcript has 19 exons. The record is from RefSeq and is a predicted model, not a curated record. Lineage: Eukaryota; Metazoa; Chordata; Mammalia; Primates; Tarsiidae. Gene Ontology annotation, molecular function: microtubule motor activity; ATP binding; microtubule binding. Bases 19 to 3639 code for a protein of 1206 amino acids. Gene Ontology annotation, biological process: mitotic spindle organization; microtubule-based movement.